Trypanosoma grayi is the source of this 1086-nucleotide messenger RNA. RefSeq names its product putative S-adenosylmethionine decarboxylase proenzyme. The coding region runs from base 1 to 1086 and encodes 361 amino acids. Lineage: Eukaryota; Euglenozoa; Kinetoplastea; Trypanosomatida; Trypanosomatidae. The record is from RefSeq and is a predicted model, not a curated record. Gene Ontology annotation, cellular component: cytosol. Gene Ontology annotation, biological process: spermine biosynthetic process; spermidine biosynthetic process. The transcript has a single exon. Gene Ontology annotation, molecular function: adenosylmethionine decarboxylase activity.
AUGGCCAUGUGGGGCUCGGUUGAGAGCUACACGCCCAAAGAAGAUUUCAGUUUUGAGGGACCGGAAAAGCGUUUGGAGGUCAUCAUGCGGCUCAACGAUGAAACACAUGUGAGUGGUCUUCUCGCUCUGGACGACGAGGUUUGGGCAGGCGUCGUUGGUGCAUUGGAUGCUCAAAUAGUAUCCAAGGAGUCUAAUGCGUACAUUCGCUCUUAUGUGCUCACAGAGAGUUCCCUAUUUGUGAAGAAGGAUCGCAUCAUUCUGAUAACGUGUGGCCGAACCACGCUGCUUAACAGUAUCCCCAACAUCCUGGAGGCUGUGAGCACUGUGCGAGGGGAACCGGAGUGGGUCUCCUUCAUGCACAAGAAUUACAGCUUCCCGUGGGAGCAGAAGGGCCCGCAUCACACCAUGGAGGAGGAGUUCAACAGGUUAAAGGCGUACUUUCCGUCGGGUCACCCAUUUAUAAUUGGACCUGUUGACAGUGAUCAUUAUUUCUUAUUCCUGUACCACGAUAUCAUUCUUCCAUGCCAAAUGGAGAACGACACGCAGUUGAGCAUGACAAUGUACGGACUAGACCGCGAGCAGACGAAGCACUGGUUCUCGGACAAAUUUGUUUCCACCAGCCCUGAGACAGCCGCUGUCCGUGAGGUGACUAAGUUGGCUAAGUUAAUGGAUGAUUCGUGGGUGUUGCACGACUUAUUGUUUGAGCCCUGUGGGUACAGUAUUAAUGCCAUUCGAGGUGAGGAGUAUCAGACAAUUCACAUCACACCAGAGGAUCACUGUUCAUUUGCUUCGUAUGAGACGAACACGUGUGUCGCUGACUACUCGGAGCGCAUGAGUAGCGUGCUGGAGGUAUUUCGCCCAUCCCGCUUCACGGUGAUUGUUUUUAUUGACCCUGAUAGCGACGUUGGAAAACUGUACCACAAAGGGAAGAAUAUUGGUGUAGAGCCGGAGUACUAUUCCAAGUACGAUGUGCAACACCGCACGGUUAAUGAGUUUGCCCCUGGAUAUGUCGCAUUGAAGAUUAACUAUGUGAGACGGCCAGAUCCCGACGCCGCCAGUGCAGGUGGUAACACUAUACAGAAGUAA